AAGGCAGGGCUCAGUCACCUUAUAAAAAGCCAGCUGGCCAUUGACUUGACACCAUACCAGAGCGACCACAAAGCCUGAUCUUCUCUGUGUACCAGGUCCAGCCUCCUUUGAAGCAUGAGUUCCCACCAGCAGAAGCAGCCUUGCACCGCACCCCCCCAGCUCCAGCAGCAGCAAGUGAAACAGCCCUGCCAACCUCCACCCCAGGAACCAUGUGUCCCCCAAACCAAGGAGCCGUGCCACACCAAGGUGCCAGAGCCAUGCCACACCAAGGUGCCAGAGCCAUGCCACACCAAGGUUCCUGAGCCAUGCCACACCAAGGUUCCUGAGCCAUGCCACACCAAGGUGCCAGAGCCAUGCCACACCAAGGUUCCUGAGCCAUGCCACACCAAGGUGCCAGAGCCAUGCCACACCAAGGUUCCUGAGCCAUGCCACACCAAGGUUCCUGAGCCAUGCCACACCAAGGUUCCUGAGCCAUGCCACACCAAGGUGCCAGAGCCAUGCCACACCAAGGUGCCAGAGCCAUGCCACACCAAGGUUCCAGAGCCAUGCCACACCAAGGUGCCAGAGCCAUGUCACACCAAGGUUCUGGAGCCCUGCCAUCCCAAGGUUACUGAGCCAUGUCCUUCAACAGUGAUUCCAGCACAAAUUCAGCAAACCAAGCAGAAGUAAUGUGGCCCACAGCCAUGCCCUUGAGGAACCAACCACUGAAUGCUGAAUCCCCUCCCCUACUCUGCUUAUCUGUUCCACUUAUAAUUAGCAUGCUAUGAUAACCCUCUGAGUCAUAACCCCUUCCUCUUUGCACCCUCUAAAAAGAUGUCCCUCACUCUCAGUCUGAAGGGCUUCUGAGCCCCUGAAUAAGGCUGAAAGUCUCACUGGCUGAGCCAGUUUUCUAGCUGCGCAGGGUGCAUCUAAAGAGUGAUUGAGGUGGGGAUCAAGUGACUCUUCCCUGCUCUGCCCCCAUUAAAUCAUUUUUAACUCCA
This is a messenger RNA of Phyllostomus discolor (pale spear-nosed bat), 980 nucleotides long. Its product is annotated as cornifin alpha-like. Bases 115 to 669 code for a protein of 184 amino acids. The record is from RefSeq and is a predicted model, not a curated record. Lineage: Eukaryota; Metazoa; Chordata; Mammalia; Chiroptera; Phyllostomidae. The transcript is spliced from 3 exons.